AUGACUCCUGCACCAAAGAUCACGCAUAUCAUAUGGGAUUUGGAUGGGCUACUUAUCGAUACCGAGUCAGUGUACACCGAUGCAAAUGUGAAGGCCAUGGCAAAAUAUGGCAAAAAAUACACCUUAGAAGCGAAAGUGCGAUCAAUGGGUAUGAAGCAUGAUGUUGCUUGUGCAAAAGUUUUGAAAGAUGUUGGUCUUGAAGGGCAAGUGAGUGUGAAGGAAUAUUCACAAUUAUAUGAUCAACUAUUACGCGAAAUGUUACCGGAUUGUGGUAUGAUGAAAGGUGCGAUGAAGUUAGUUCAGCAUUUUGCUAAACACAACAUUCCGAUGGCUAUUUGUACGGGUUCGUGUACCUUUGAAUAUGAGCUGAAGGUGAAGAACCAUCAGGAUCUUGUUCAGUUAAUACCGUUAAGUGUGCUUACUGGUGACGAUCCAGAGGUUCUUCAUGGUAAGCCUGCUCCGGAUGGUUUCUUGGUAACAAUGAAUCGGUUCCCGCAAAAGCCAGCAUCAGCCGAGAAUGUGCUUGUGUUUGAAGAUUCACCCAAUGGUGUGCGAUCUGCAGUUGCGGCUGGUAUGCAUGUCGUAAUGGUACCAGACUGGAGUUAUUCGAAACCACCAGAGGAUAUUAAAGACCGCAUAUUCGCUGUUUUGAACAGUUUAGAGGAAUUUAAACCUGAAUCUGUUGGACUACCAGCGUUAGAAUAA
Molecule: messenger RNA, 705 nt
Organism: Anisakis simplex (herring worm)
Lineage: Eukaryota; Metazoa; Nematoda; Chromadorea; Rhabditida; Anisakidae
Source: the annotation of a GenBank genome assembly